ACUUCCAUUGUGUUCAUGAUUAUACUUUUCUAGCUUUCUUUAAUUCUUACUGUACUUCCACAUCUUACUUUUGUUCCUGACCAAAGUUUUCUAACUUUCUGUGCAUAUGACUUGAGAUCCCCGAGUCAGAAAUUUUCAGAAGCUUUCGGUGAUUUGUGUCUUUUCAGAAGUUCUCAGAAUCGGAAAAUAAAGCACGUAUUUACUUUUGGAACAACAUAGGUACGAUGAAUGAAAACCAAAUUGUUGUUAGGCAUGAAUCAGAAGGUGGCAAGACUCCCACAACGCGUGACGAAUCACAAGAUGUUAGUACGAUUACAAAGACCAUUAAAGGCCGUGGUCCGUCAAAAGGUGUUAAAGUCGCUAAGCCUAUGUUCCUUGAGUAUAAUGUAUAUAAUGUCCCCGAUGGACAAUGGUCUCAUGAAUACGGGAAGCAAGUUGGGAGUUGUGCUACUAGAAUUAAUAUUAACGUCCCAUUAUAUCCAAAGGUAGAUGAGCAAAUCAAGAAGGGGUUUUGGGAGGAGACUAAGCUUAUGUUCCACAUUACUGAUGAUUCUAAUCAUUCGAGGGAGAAAUAUUUUCAUUCUUGUGUGGCGAAACGAUUUAGUUGUUUCAAGAGCAAGUUGGUGCGCCGAUGGAUAACUAUGAAGGAAAAGAAGCCAAAAAAUCAAACAAACAAGAUGCCUUGGGAUGUCUACAACCAUAUCACAGAGGAUGAUUGGAAGACUUUUGUUAAAUAUUAUUUCCUGCCAGAGUCAUUGCUUCGUAGUGAAAAGGCGAGGAAAAGUGCAUCAUGCAACAAGAACCCACAUCGCACCGGCCAAAAGGGUUAUAAUAGAAAGCGACUAGAUUGGAUAAAGGAUGGACGACUUCCACCAGAUGCAGCUUUACCUAUCUCGAGUAGCUCCUCGGUGAACUCAUCAGUGACCUCAAAUGUUAAUAGAGUUAGAAAAUACAGAUCAAAGGAGUGGAUUUUGGCCCAUCAAGUACAAAAUAAAGAGGAAAAGUGGGAAAUUGACCCGAACGAUACAGAAGUUGUUGAAAUCGCAACAAAAGCUUUAGAGUACAUCGCAGAAGAGGAAAAAGGAAAUCUUUCUUUCGAACAGGGUGAGGAUGCCCUCACUAAAGCUAUAGGGAAAAAAGAUCAUCGUGGGCGUGUCAAGGGAACAGGUGGCAUGGUUGGUAUCAAAAAGGCUUUCGGUCCGUGUAUUCGACAUAGUAGAAGUGACCAUGGUGAAGCUUCAUCAGAAAAUUACGAAUCAAUCAGAGCUUCUGUGAAAAAGGAGUUUGAAGGUGAAUUAGAGAAAAGGGUAGAGAAGAGGGUGGCAGAGGCCCUCCAAAAGCAACUAAGCACCUUGUUAAAAACAGGACAACUAAACUCCAUUUCUACCCCGAUACCUGAUGACCUCCACUUAAAUGAUUCUGCCAGAGUUGACCUUGAUGUUAGUGCUACAAGAACCACUCGUCACAUCUUAGUGCCGCAACCACGCGAGCUAAAUGUACGACGUAGUCACUCUUUUUUAACAUAGUUGCUUGAUCCUUU
Messenger RNA from Spinacia oleracea (spinach), 1540 nucleotides. RefSeq lists its product as uncharacterized. Bases 225 to 1526 code for a protein of 433 amino acids. NCBI's taxonomy places the organism in Eukaryota, Viridiplantae, Streptophyta, Magnoliopsida, Caryophyllales, Amaranthaceae. The transcript is spliced from 5 exons. The record is from RefSeq and is a predicted model, not a curated record.